This is a messenger RNA of Sander lucioperca (pikeperch), 5377 nucleotides long. It is a transcript of the gene ppp1r15b, whose product is annotated as protein phosphatase 1 regulatory subunit 15B. The record is from RefSeq and is a predicted model, not a curated record. Gene Ontology annotation, biological process: response to endoplasmic reticulum stress. Gene Ontology annotation, cellular component: endoplasmic reticulum; protein phosphatase type 1 complex. Gene Ontology annotation, molecular function: protein phosphatase regulator activity. The transcript has 6 exons. Bases 636 to 2669 code for a protein of 677 amino acids. Lineage: Eukaryota; Metazoa; Chordata; Actinopteri; Perciformes; Percidae.
GGUAACACUGCGAGUAAUUGUUUACGGUCCCUUGAUUUUCUGAUGAAAUCUCACUCCGACACACGGAAGCAACACGGCGGUUAAAUUAGUCUUUAUUCGCGAAAACCAGAACAGUAUCAACACCGAAAGAAGACAAGAAAUCGUGUAAACUGAGAAAAAAGCCAACAAAGUGUGUUUAUUUAUCAAGACUCUACUUCGGUUUACUAACCGGUCAGAUAGAUAGCUGCUACUGCUAAGCUAAACCCGCUAAACUAGUUAGCUUCUCCCGUUCCUAUCUAUGAGCUGCUACUGCUAAGCUAACCUGUUAGCCUAGCACCGCCGGUGAGACCUCCAGACAAAAUGGCUCUUCUCUCGUCCUCAAACAGGGAUUCAUCCUUCACCGUGUUUUCCGUCGCCGUCUUCACUAAGUUCUCCACCAGAAAGAAGUCCAACCACCGCUGUCAGUGGGGCGCUGCUGCCGGUGUCACGGACAGUAAUCCCUGGGUUCCCUCUCGCUGUGACGGUCCGUGCGCUGAAGACUAAAGUUUCACUAAAAACACUCUAAAUGGAUCAUACAGCUGUCACAGCGGAACUGAGAUAAUGUCACAUGGGUAUGUAUAAUUAAUAUAUUGGAUAUUUGGCACUUUGAAAAGAAAAUGUUCAGAACUAUGAGCAGUGAGAGACACGGGCAGAGCUCGUCGUCUCCUGCCGGCCGUGGAGUCUCCUCUGCCGGGCUUGUAAACCAGGAAAGCUCGUGGAUCGGCCUUCUGUCUAGGCCCGCGAUGACGUUUUUACAAAGCUAUCUCCCGGGGCGACCGCUCCGUGCCCAGUCCCGGUCUGAUACAGGAACCGGGUGGAACCGCGGGGAUUUACAUUUAAAAAACAGCUUUGUUGAUGCGGAAAGUGAUUUUUUAAGACAGCUGGACGACAUUAUGCCACUAAACGUCACCCAUCAUCCGGGUCCUCACGUGCCAGUUCUGCGGUGUCAGAACGCCGGAGCCGCCGGGCUGCUGGAGCCCCGAGCCGGCGGCACGAUACCGUGGAUCACCGCCGAUUCUCUGCGGGAACUUGGGAUUCAAAGCGCCGAAGGAAUGGACUUGAAUUCCUGCCACCAGCAAACCCACGAAAGUGGAUAUUUGUCUUCUGCGUGGACUUCUUUAAGUCAUGUUUUUAUAAGCUUGAUUUCAUCUCAGGAAAUCGGCCCCCCAGCGGGGAAGGAGUGGGGGCCAGCGGGGGCCUCUGUGACGGGCGGCAUGGGUAAGAGCAGAACGUGGUGGGACAGUUUCUGGGGCGGCGAGGAAAGCUCCCAGAGAGGGUUGUUAUAUCUGCCCCGGGCCGGCACAGCCCAGACGCUUUGUCCACAACAACAACCCGAAACAAGCGAAGAGGGAUGGACGCUGGGAGAAAACACUGGAGCCUCUCAGCACAAAGAGGAGUCGGGUAACAAUGGAGGGCUCCACACCGCCCAGAACACUGAGUGGUUCGGUGUUAGGGAGCACUGGAGCCGGUUAGGAGCCGAGGCUGCCGCCGCCUGCAGUGUGGCGGUGCUGCUGACCCCCGAGACCGACAAUGGUUACUCCAGUCCGGAGGAGGAACACUUACAGCUGUGCGUCCAGGUGUGCCAGCUGAAGAUGUUGAGUGAAGAUCAGCAGGAACACGAAACAGAAAACACAGGAAAGGGAAAGGAGACUUCAGAGGACGGAGAGUGUGACGUUACAUCAGGACAGGAGGUGGAAGAAGAAGAAGAACAGGAAGCAGCUGCUCCGGACGCCUCUCCAGAGGAUCCGUGUGCGGCGACGCCUCAGUGCCAGAAUAAAGCCAUCGCCUUCAUUAUGGGAUGCCCCUGCAGCGACGACAGCCAAUCAGACGAGUCCUCUGAUGAGGAUGAUGAUGAUGACGAUGAUGGCUUCGACAGCGAAGGUUUGUCUGAUCCGUCCGACUCGUCAGAUGAAGAAGACGAAGAAGACUCAGACAGCGAGGCGGAGUCUGAGCCUGACUCUGAGGCGGAGCGUCUGUGGCGUUCGCUGUGCCAUAGCGUCGACCCGUACAACCCCAGAAACUUCACCGCCCAGCUGCCCACAGCCCGCACGCCGCCCCGCACCGUCCCUGCCGCCUCGCCUCCGUCCUCCACGCAGUCCUCCCCCGCCUCCUCGCCGCCAUCCGGCGCCGACAGCUGGGACGACUCGGCGUCGGCCAGCGAGGCGGACGAAGCCGAGAGCCUCCGCCUGUUGAACUCCUUCGGCUGCUCCUCCGACCCGUACAGCCCCUUUAACUUCCAGGCACCGCUCCGGACCCGAGGGCCCGCCGGGGCGCGGCCAGGAACCAGAGCCAGGGCCCAGACUUCCUGUCGCUCCACCGGGCGCCGUGACGCAGUGUCUCCGCCGGAGUACAGGACGGAGGAGGCCGAGGAGCGGCUGGACAGUGGAUUCUCUGACCUCUCCACGCAGAGCUGCUCCGUCACUAAGAAGGUUCGUUUCUGUGACGAUGUGGAAGAGUUCUUUGCCAGCGGCGGCGAGGAGGACGAGGACCGCCGUGGCCCAUGGGAGGAGCUGGCGAGAGACCGCUGUCGCUUCCUGCGGCGCUGCCGCGACACGGAGCAAAGCAUCGCCUACGUCCUGCAGCCGCAACACCGCCGGCGAGUCUGGAGACGCCUCGCCGCCGCUGCAGCCCGCAACGUCCUGAACGCCUGAAUCUGUCUGGACGUCUGAGAGAAAUCUGUCCGGAUACCUGAGGAACCGACAGAUUUUCUCCAGGACGCCGCAGGAAUAUGUGUCUGUCCUCUACGUCCAGGACGCCGCAGGGCGAUCGAUCUGUCCUUUCUAGGGCUGUCAAAACUGUCCGAAAAUACUCAGAGGUUGAAAUAUUUUCAAACAUAUUGGAAGUUAGUCGAGACAGAACUACUUACAGGGUUGUAGUUCUUCUUACGUGGACAGUACAUGAAAAGAUGAGACGUUAGAGAGACAGAGGACAGACGGACAGACAGACUCGUUGUUUCUGUUUUCUCUCUCCAGACUCUAAAAAAUCCGAUUCAUAACCGACUCUUUGAGUGAAAUCUGAAGGGCUGAGAAGUCGUCACUGUGUCUUCUUUUUAUUCUGCAGACGGACAGAAAGUCUGCGGCCGAUUAUUCACGUAAUCAUCUGCUUUACUUUUUCUCUUUCAGGGCAGAAACCCUAAAACCCUAAAACCCCGGCGGGACUCUCUCUCUGCAGACAGAAAGCUGCCCAUGGUGUUGCGUGUUUUCAUUUUAAGCUUUUAUUUUUCUCUCUGAAGCCAAAGAUUGAAAGCCUCGCUGCAUGGAUGUUAACCACUGAUAAUCAGUAAGUGUUGAGCCUCUAAUCAGUAUCUGCAUCGCUGGUAUUAAAGUCCCUUUAACCAAGUAUCAAACAUCUUAUCUUCAGCUUUUAAUUCCAAACUACAAGUCCUUUAAAUUCACAGUAUUAAAGUCUGAUUUCCAGUUUUUAAAGAGAGUCUCAGUCGACUAGUUGAGUUUUAUUUAAUGUCUGUUUCAUGCCAAACGUUUGGGAUUGUAAAACUCGGAUAUUUAACAGAAAUCUUCAGGCGUCGCAGAUACAAAACGGAGAAAAUCAUGAAUAUCUGAAAGAAACAGAAACCUGUCGUAUGGAAACGUGUCGCCGCGGCGCCGGGAAAGAGAAACGUGUCAGUGUCAAGUUGUCACGUCAUUACGUAAAACGUUUGUGGUAAUGAGAUGUUUUCAUGUUGCUUCAACAUACAAAACUUAUUAAAUUAGAACAAGAAAACGUUUCUAUAAUAACUUUGUUUUCCACAUUAAAAGAGACAAAAAACGUCAAAAUACAAAAGCCACAAAAACUUUGAAGUCUACAGAAACGUUGGAAAUAAACGUUGAAAAAGUGACAAAAUUGUUGAAUUUUUUUUGGAAAAAAUUGACGAAACGUAAAAAAAAAAAAAAAAGCGACAGAAACUUUGAAAAAAAAAAAACAUCCCAAAAAGCGAAGGAAAUAUUGGAAAAGAACUUAGAAAAAAAGAAUUUAGAAAGUGACAAACGUAACAUAAGCGACUCAAAGAAAGACAUCUGGAAGGAUGUUUUAACGGUAGAAAGAUGUUAUCAAAGCAGAUGUUUUAUGUAAUAAUAACGUGAUUCUGAAAUGUUUCUCUUCCGUACGAUAGACUGUCUCCAGAUUAUUUAAAUGUUUCACACACAACCGUCUCCGCCUCAGUAUUUUCAAACUAAAACCUGUUUUUAGCUGAAAGAUUUUCACAAUAAAAGUAAAAGCAGGAAACAUCAGAAAGAUCUGCUUCUCUUCUUAGGAACUGUCACUUUAAAAGACACAAACAUUAAAAAACAAAACCUAAUUCUCUGACAUAUUCAGGUUUUAUCAUCAUUAAAAUAUGUUGUUUUGAAGUAACAAAUAAUUAGAUUGUAUAAUUCUUAAUUCAUAAUAAUAACUUUAAAUGUUUGGCUGGCUGGUAGCAGCUUCAGGGUUCAACGUUCAGGAUUUCUACUUGUACUUGACUCCAUCUCGGAGGGAAAUCUUGUAGGCCUACUGAACUACAUUUAUCAGUCACACCAACCAAACCACUAAAUGUCUCAUUUUAUUUAUUCAAUCAGACAUUUUCUCUACAUUUUAUCCCCUUGUAGUUAUUAAGUUUUUCUCUUUGUUCCAAUAAGCCUUAUAUUAAUUAUUUUUCCCCGAGGAAAAACGUUGAAAGAAAAAACCUUCGAAAUUAGAGCCAGAAAAAACACUUCAUAAAUGUCCCCGUUUGACUUUUAUUUUCCUCCAGUAAACAGGCGACAGAUCUUCACAACAACAUCUUUGUCUUUUAUUAACAACGUCUGAAUCUUUCUGAAACUGUUGCUACGAAUGUUUUAGUUUCAACUCCGAAUCAAACGUGUAACACAGUCUCGAGUCAGAACCUGAGUCAGAGUUUAAACUUCCUGUCUUCAACACACACAGGAAGUUCAUUUAAUAAAGUCCUCGUUUGGUCCAUAAAAUGUUAAAAACGUUCAACAUUUUCCCAGUUUGAGGUUUCUGCAGAAGAUCUUUCAAUGCAAACAGAUUUCAAACCCAGAAGGUAGAUCCGAGUCUUUACUUUCUGUUGCAGGACAGAGCCCAACAUCCUGGUACUUUAGUCAGACUAAAGUAUACUUCUGGGACACUAAACAGAUGAUUAGUGUGAGUCUUUGAAGUGUCUGCAUGUUGCACUAAUAUGUUUAUCACACAGCUGUGUGACUAAUAAUCAAUAAUCAGAGUUUAUUAUAAACAGGAGAAGUCUUUGGUGUUCCCUUCUGUCAGAAAAUGCUUUUUAUUUUUCUAAAUCAUGGUUAGUUUGGCGGCUGACUCGCUCUGCUUCAUCACUUCUCUCUCACAACUAAAAGAUUAUAAAUAUUAAGUAUUAAAUCAAUAUUUAAUGAUCACA